GUCUUCAACGCGAAAAUGCGUGACCUUCACUCUGGAACAAAUAAAGGUUACUUACUGCUUUCCCAUUGUUCUUUCCGUCCUCCCUCAUUUCUCCCCGAAAGAAACCAAGCUGCUCAGAUUUUAGAUCCUCCUUUGAUCUCCAUACGCCGCCGUUUCAAUGACGACGAGCAUCCACAUAACGGCCUUAGACGGCCUCAUCAAUGUUAAUUCCCUCUUCACUCUAGCCGUUUUCGUCGGGCUGGCGUGGAACCCGAGGGACCCCACCAACGCCCUCAUUACCAAUGAGGCAUGCCGGGCCGGUUCAAACAUCGCCGAGAACAUGAUCUCCUUCCACGUGUACUCCUUCAGUUCCUUCUUGUUUUCUAGCAUCAUUGCGUUGAGUCUGAAGCAAGCCAUCCGACGGGUCAACGAAUCACGUUUUGAUUCGGAUUUCGAGGCUCAGGUCAACAGGGGUUUGGUUCGGGUCGGGAUGCUGGUUUCGGGUGUUGGGUCAGUUUCUGGGUGUAUUUGUUUGAUGUUGGCGUUGGUUAAUGUUGCUCAAGUCAAACUUGGGACGCUCUCGUGUGGGAAGGGAACUGGGCAUACUUUUGCUGCGGUUGUGCCGCUCGUGAUCUUGGUCCCUUUGGGGUUACUGAUUUAUGUUUGUGUUGUUUUGUAUGCUUUUCUCGCAGCCUAGUUAGUUUUUCUUGUUCGUAUUAUUGUUGUUGUGUGUUUUGUUUUGUUAUAUUAAGGGCUAUGAAUGAAAAGGAGAACGCUUUCUCAUGGUUUAAUCAAAAUUCUGACUUAAAAAUUUUAUGUGAAAUGUUUUUUUUUAACCUCUUAA
Messenger RNA from Mangifera indica (mango), 823 nucleotides. RefSeq lists its product as uncharacterized. Bases 158 to 676 code for a protein of 172 amino acids. NCBI's taxonomy places the organism in Eukaryota, Viridiplantae, Streptophyta, Magnoliopsida, Sapindales, Anacardiaceae. The record is from RefSeq and is a predicted model, not a curated record. The transcript has a single exon.